AUGUUUGGUUGUGAAAGAGAUGGAGGUGAAAAUGGUGGUGAAAGAGGUGGUGAAGGUGGUGGUUGUGGUUGUGGUAGUGGAGGUGGUGGUUGUGGUAGUGGUGGUGGUGUGGAUGACGGUUGUGGAGGUAGAGGUGGUGGAGGUUGGGGAGGAGGUGGUGGUGGGGAUAGCGAGGAGGAUGUGGUGGUGAUGGUGGUGGCUGUGGUGGUGGUGGAGGUGGUGAAGGUGGUAGUGGUGGUGGUAGGGAUGUCGGUUGUUGAGGUGGAGGUGCUAUUGGUGGUGAAGGAGGUGGUAGAGUUGGAUGUGGAGGUGGAGGUGAAGGUGGAGGUGGUGUCAUUUUUUAAAAUGAAUUAUGGUAUUUUGGGAAUUUAA
Molecule: messenger RNA, 372 nt
Organism: Prunus armeniaca (apricot)
Lineage: Eukaryota; Viridiplantae; Streptophyta; Magnoliopsida; Rosales; Rosaceae
Source: the annotation of a GenBank genome assembly